UUUGUCUCUGCGUUCUUUCUUCUCCUCCUGCAUCGCGUACCUCGUAAUAUCGUCGCAAAGCGACAUACGUAAUCGUGAACGUUUGUUUUUGAUAAAAAGAAUGCGGGAAAUUGCGUCGAACGAAAGUAUGCACGGCGCAAAGAACACCGUUUGACAGCAUUCAACAUCCACCAGCGCGAAACAGGAAAAGUGAAAGGACUUCAUAGACUUCCCGUAGAGGCAAUGCGGCAGGUGAUGCUGCCAUUCGUACGUGUAACCGUAAAAUUACGCCCGACGUGCUUUCUUGACCGACAAUCGUGCUCUUGGAAAACGUUUGCCUCUUACUACAGUCUCGUCGUACGUCUGCGCGCACAGAAAUUGGUCCUAGUCCAGAUCCAUGGACAAAGGCGUCGACCGAUCGUCGUUCCUUUAUCGAUCGACCAACGUAAAUGGUGAAACGAUACCAGCAAGAGACGACAUGAAUAAAACGGAACUGAACAUCGUCUUGAACACCGAGCCAGCGAGGACAUCCUCGAGUGUAAUUCACUCGCACAUUCCGGUGCCGAGGAUAUCGAAUGCAAUUAAAGCCCAAGAAAGGUGUCCCCCAUCCCGCAGGGGGUCCUUCGAAAAGCUGUCGCACAGAGGAGUGUCGGUCGCCGCUCAAAGGGCGUCCUUCGAGAAGCUCGACGCUUCCGUUCAGCAGCAACGAUCGAGGAACAAUAAUUUGUCGAGCUCGAGCAUCGAGAUGCGCAACUCCGAGACUGAGAAACUUGCUUUCCACACUACUACUAACUGCAAGACGAACGAGCUGGUCGGUGUCGCGAAAUUGAACAGGAGCAAUAGCCUGGAGAGCAAGUGGAAGAGCAAAUACGAGGAAUCGGAGAAGAGGAGGAAAUUGUUGCUACAGAAGAGCGAGGCCGCAAGCAAGGAACAUGCCGACUUGGAGAAGAAAUAUCAACAACUACAGAGACAAAAUAGCACUUUGCAGUCGCAAGUGCAAGAAAAAGAACAGAGACUUCAAAAGCUGCGAACAGUUUCCGAGGCAGUGUGCAAAGAAUACGAACAACUGAAGCAUCAAUACGAAACUGAGACAGGCGCUAUGCAUAAAGCCAUGCAACAAGCAUCGCAGUGGUACAGACAAAAUCGCGAACUAAAGAGAAGAUCGCAGAUCAUAACUCAAAAAUUCCUGCAAUCGAAUCCGGAAGGCUCUCUAGACCUUGAGAUAGCGGACGAAGUUGACUCGAAUUUCGAAGAUCUUGAUCAGUUGAGAGAAACGGUGAAAGAAUUAAGUAAAGAGAUAGCGAGACUUCAGACGGAGUUGCAUUCCGCGCGCCUUCAAGAGUUUGAAGCUCAAGAACAAGUGACGCAUUUGACCACGCAGUUGGACGAGGAGAGAACUCUCAGACGAAAAUGUGAAGAGAAGGUGAACGAGAUGAAGGUGCAAAAAGAAAACAUGGAGAGGGUGACGAAGAUGGUUGCGGAGGAGGUGCAAGCGUUGAAAGCUCAAUGCGAUCGCGAGAGAGAAAACGCGAAGAUUAUGAAGAUAGAGGCCGAAAGGGUACAAAAGGAAAGAAACGUGCUGGCUCAUCAGAGCGCACUCUUGAUGGCUGAAGUUGGCGAUGACCCUAAUGGAAGAUUAUUAACCGUUCUACAAGAGGUGGAGUCUUUGAAGAGACUAUUGGAGGAAGAGCAACAGAACCAUGCUUCUCACAUACAGAUGCUGGAGGAGAAGUUGGAGGAGAAAGAGUCGAACGUCGAGUUCGAAAUAGUAGAGGAAAAGUUAAAGCUGGCCGAGUCAGAGUUGGAAGUUGUAACGCAAAGGGCAGAAAGGGCGGAAAAGUCGGUGGAAACUCUGGAAGGAGUGGUUCAAACUUUGAAGGCGAAGAUCAGUGAGCUGGAAGAAAAGCUUUCCAGGCCACCACCACCCCCUUUGCCUCCACCUCCGCCGCCGCCGAUGUUCAACAACGGUGGACAAUCGUCGAUAAAAUUGCUGACGAAAGAAAAAAUUAAUUCGGAACGAAACGCGGUGACUGACAUGGAGAACAUGCUUGGAAUUACGAAAAAAACACCGACGGUUGCGCAACAGCCUGCUAUCGACGACAUUAUCAACCAAAUAAAAGGUGGACGCUUCACGUUGAAGCAAACGGAUAAACAAAGGGAAGAGGAGAGAAAAAGACGACAGGAAGCGGAAAGCGCGCCGCCCGCUGUCUCGGAAAUGUUAAAUAUUUUGGGUACCAUGAGAAGAAGAGCCAAGCCGAUAAAGCAAUCGUUGAAAUCAACAGACUCAUCGACGUAAAAGUAGAUGCUGUCGGUAAUAUGUAAAAAAUUUGUACGCCUCGGGCACGAGUUACGUGCCAUUGUUCGGACAUUAAUCGCGACGCGUAUUUUUUUAAACAAAGAUCUGUUCUACAAGAAUGUUUAUAUUAUUUAUUUAGAUGGAAAAUAAAUUUUCUACCACUAAA
Bombus huntii is the source of this 2441-nucleotide messenger RNA. RefSeq names its product shootin-1. The transcript is spliced from 10 exons. The coding region runs from base 377 to 2275 and encodes 632 amino acids. NCBI's taxonomy places the organism in Eukaryota, Metazoa, Arthropoda, Insecta, Hymenoptera, Apidae. The record is from RefSeq and is a predicted model, not a curated record.